This is a messenger RNA of Perca fluviatilis (European perch), 5389 nucleotides long. It is a transcript of the gene col23a1a, whose product is annotated as collagen type XXIII alpha 1 chain a. The transcript is spliced from 32 exons. Bases 431 to 2263 code for a protein of 610 amino acids. The record is from RefSeq and is a predicted model, not a curated record. NCBI's taxonomy places the organism in Eukaryota, Metazoa, Chordata, Actinopteri, Perciformes, Percidae.
GUCAAACCCUCACAGUCUCACAGCUGUCAAUCUGUAGCCUCCCACGUGGUCAGCAGGGCGGGCGCAUCUCAACCAGUUGAACGUGCAACUUUUAGGAAGGCAAACAAUUGGACCCAUCGGUAGUUGCACUUGCACAUCCAUGUAGGAUACUCCCCAACAGGAAACAACGACCUGCAAGUUAGAAGGCGCCUCUUCUCUGCUUGGCAUCCAGAUCGCUCCCCUCUGUGUCUGGCGUAAGCCCGGUUUGCACUGCUGCCGCUGCCCCUUAUUCCAAGACUAAUUUGAAGACAGCGCUUUGAACCGUGAGCCCAGUCUACUGGAGUUGAGGAUUGUGCAUGUGUUAGGAGCGCUGCUUAAUUAGUCCACGGAGCUUGAUUAGAGUUUGGUCGCAGAACUACAACCAACGACCAAAUAUUUUCUAUACAUCAAGAUGACUUUGAAGCAGGAUUCCAGCAUGGAUACAGCCAGCGACUGUAUCGGGGAGAGUAAGCCGGUGUGUCAGUGUGCGCCCAGGUCCGCGGUCCAGCGUUGGCUCCCAGGUUCUCCCAUCGCUCUGUGCUUGCUGAUGUCCCUGAGCUCCAUCACCGUGUGUCUUCUGAUGAGCCUCAAGACCUACCAGCUGGAGAACCGACUGCAGUUGGAGAUGGACAAAGCGUCCAUCUUCCAGCCGCCGCACGGGGCUUGUCUAAACGAGGAUGGGACCCUAAUUCCAGAGCUGAGCACUUCCAUAGGGAGGCUCGUGGAAGAGAAGGUGGAUGUGCUGAUGCCAAAAUUUCGGACAGCUAGGGAUGUUGGCCAAGAGUGCUCCUGUCCUCCAGGGCCUCCAGGGAAGCGUGGAAGGAUGGGAAGAAGAGGGGAACCUGGACCGCCUGGCAAGGCUGGACGGGAUGGAUACCCGGGUCCUCUUGGCUUAGAUGGGAAACCAGGUUUUCCAGGGCCCCAGGGAAGCCAGGGACCAGCCGGACCCAAGGGAGAAAAGGGUGACCAAGGAGACGUUGGGCCAAGGAUGGUCUUCCCCAGAUACGACCAUGGCUUUCUCUCUGGAGAGCAGUCCAGUAGCUUUCAGAGACGCUUUCUGAAGGGUGACCAAGGCGAGGGUGGACCCGCUGGUCCUCCCGGUCCUCCAGGUCCCCCCGGUCCCAGAGGGCCCCCUGGGAACACAGGCAAGGACGGGCCCCGUGGCCCUGCUGGCGAGUCGGGUUUUCCAGGUCGUGAUGGCAUUGAGGGGUCACAAGGAUUGCCUGGGAAGCCGGGAGAAGAUGGCGAGCCUGGCUAUCCAGGACCCCAGGGUCCUCCGGGAGCGAAGGGCGAGUCAGGAAUGGGAGAAAAAGGAGAGAGAGGCAUGGAUGGACUCCCAGGUUUAAAGGGAGACAAAGGGGAAAUAGGAGAGCAAGGACCACAGGGACCCAUGGGUAAUCCUGGUGAAAAAGGAGCUAUGGGCUCUUCAGACAUCAUCGACUUCAAUGGGAAGCUUCUAGAUGCUUUCCAGGCCAUCAACACCAUCAGUGUUUCGGGCCCACCUGGACCACCUGGACAACCUGGACCUUCAGGGGAAAAGGGUGAGCUUGGUUUACCUGGGCCAGCAGGAGUCGAUGGGGAGAAGGGACCUAAGGGUGGCAUGGGUGAGACAGGACCACCUGGCGAGAGAGGAGAGAAGGGAGAGAUGGGGCUCUCUGGGCCUUCUGGUAUGGACGGACACAAAGGAGAGAAAGGCAACUGCAGAAUGGAAGACAACCUGGUUCAGAUGAUUUCCCAGCCAGGCCCACCCGGGCCACCCGGGCCCCCUGGAUCCAUGGGGCUGCAUGGUAUGCCCGGUCCGAAGGGUGAGCCUGGAUUCGGGAUGAAGGGAGAGAAGGGGGACUUUGGUGCUCCUGGACCCAGAGGAUUAGACGGUAUCCAGGGCCCAACUGGGGCUGCAGGGUUAGUGGGUCUUCCAGGUGCAAAGGGAGAAAAGGGCAGAACAGGGGAGCCGGGACUAGAUGGUUUCCCGGGUCUGAUGGGAGAGAAAGGUGAACGAGGGGAUAGAGGAGACAAGGGUGACAGGGGAGCAGUGGGAAAGAGAGGUCUAAAGGGCCAGAAAGGAGAGCAGGGUCCUCCAGGCCUGGACCAGCCUUGUCCUGUGGGUUGUGAUGAGAGUAAAGGUUUGUCUGAGGAGGCAGGGCUUUCUUCCUCUCCACCUCGUCCUCUUCCUCCUUCUGGCCCUGAGGCCCCCUGUCCUGUGGGACAUGAUGGGCUGCCCAUACCAGGCUGCUGGCACAAGUGAUGACUAACCAGCAGCAUGGAAUCUGUACAUAUUGAUAUGGUAUAUAUUGCAAUUGUAUACUACAACAACCCACUCCCUUUUUUCCUUUCUUUCAUAAAACAUUUUAUAUAAUAUAUUGAGAUUUUUUUUUUAACAAGGACAUCUUUGAGUAUGCAGUAUUAUGAAAACUUUUUUAAAACUCUAGAGAUCCAGUGUUGUUGAGAAUGCAGCUGUGGUUUUGAAGAGAAGAAACUGAACUGGCAGUUGGACUCCUACUUUAAAGGAUAGUCCAGGUGACAGUGUUGGAGUGCCUUGACAGUCUAGCAGCCUUACUAAACAAAGCCUGACUUGCUGCCUGAUUGUAAUCAUGAACGCUGUAUGGAUAUAACAGUGUGCACUCACCCAGUCUCACGGAUGCUUGGAUGGAUGGACAGAUCUCUUUGGGAGUGGCAGAUGGAGGAAUGUGGGUCAGUACUCUCUUCUCCUCUCUCUGUUUUCUAAAAGGAGGAAAAGGUGAGACAGAAGCUCAAACGCAAGCGUCUCUCUCAGCCCUGAAGGGGUGCAGGAGCCUGGUGGAGAAAGGACACAUAGACAGGCAGAGAGCACGACGGGCAGAUGGGCCUUUAUGAAGCAGAGCGAGCCAUGUAAUGCCUCAGUGUCAUACCGAACACUCAGAUCCUCUUUUAUGGAAACUCUCCAGGAGGGGGCGACAGAGAAACCUGCAUUUCCACAUUCACCUGAGAAGAAAUGAUAGACCUGUGGCUGAUUAUGUUGCGCAAUAGCUCGAUAACCAGUCAAAGUUUUCUGGGAGUCAUUGACGUCACUGACACAUAAGGAAGGGUUUUCUGCACAGAUACAUUGAACAAGUUGUGGUUAUCUCUUGUAUGGCUCUUUGGUAAAGGUUUUCACUAAUUCAAUGCAUGAUCAUAAUGCACUGUGUUGUUAAGCAUCCUGACAGCUUGUAUGACUUGUGGUCCCUCAUUGAAACCUCAAACAACAUUAGAUACAUUUUCAUUUGCCAAUAAGCAGUCUGUAAUAGUCUUUACAUUUGUACAAGCCACUCCGAAAAGUCAGUAAGUCUACCUUUUAAUGGCUUACACUUGUGACUUGUGUUGUUUUGUUUUCUUUUGUUAUAUUCUUACCUAUUUUUGUCCAGUUACAUGUUCCAUUCCUGUGCAUUACCAUGUUUGUGGAAUAUAUAGAUAGCUAAACUUUGCCAGAUUUGAAGGAACCCUUUACAGUAUUCGUAAUAAACCAGUGUUCCAGUUGCCCUGACAAAUAAUGAUUACCUAUCAAAUUAUUUUUCUUAGUAUGUUUUCAGUGUAACUGAAUCACUGAUGAAGACAUGUUUAAUUACUGUUGCUAGUUUGCUCUGGACAACAGUGAGUUCUUGCUGCUGACUUAAAUAUGUGUUGUUUGUUUGAUAUUUUUAAAUCAAUAUUAGGCAUUUGGCCUGAAGGACUAACAGACUCAAGUAUAAAAUUUGAAUCAAAUGUAUACAGAACCAUUGUCUUUUCAUAAUUAUUCAUUUUUAUUCAGCAGUACACCUUAGGAUAAUGGUUUAUAAGUCACUUAUUUUGCAUUUUGUGUGUGCUUUUUUCAAUUAUCACACAAUGUUUUAAUCUUUACUUUAAUUUUUAUUUUACUAUCAGAUUACUUUUAUUGGUGUGUUUUGGUCUUUGUAAUACAUUUUUCUCAGAUGGAAUAAUUUCUUGGUGCUUAAAUACUUUUAUGUUUGAAACCUCUACUCUGCAUAUCCAUAUGCAAAACCCCACACAUGCCCACAGUUACGCAUGGAUCAUUGUUUAAAGGAAUGUUGAACAUAGAAAAAAAAAAAUUGUACUUGGGUUUAUUGAUGUACUAUGUUUAAAUAUUGGGCUACAUGUAUUUGAUUACAUUACAUGGAAUCGUCAUUUGGUUCUGGAUAGAAAUACAUACACAUGAAUGAAGUUUCUUAGUGGACAUCUGUGUAUUCUACAUUGAUAUUAGUUGCACUUUUUGAUCCAAUAUUAAUAGCAUUCAGUAAUAUAUAUUCUGGUUAAUCACGAGGCACGACUGACUAGCAAUCAUUCACAACCUUUUCAUUGUUAGAAAUGAAUAUGAACCAUCAGAAUGUUUUAUUGAUUGAUUAUCUUUAGUCACCAUCAACAUACAUUCUGCGAAACAUUGCUAAUUCCAAUUCACUACAACACAAACAUUGCAACACUUGCAAAUGUACAGCAGGGUCAGUAUUAGCGUAGUUUGAAGUACUUUUUAGUAAGUAUGAUUUUAUAACAACUCAUCAAAUGAAUACAAAUGGAUAUGUGAAGGGUAAAAAAGUGAAUAUGGAAUUUGCUUUCCCAAUUGGGUAAAUUGUUAGAGGGCAGUGAAGUACAAGGAUAGGAGACACACAGUACAUUGGUCAUUCCUCUUUAAAAUUAAACCUAUCCACCAGCAGGCUGUUCCAUAGUCAUGAUGUAGGCCACAUAUCCAUGCAGUGGUAGUCCCUGUUAAUUCUGAAAUGACAGCUUUUAUUUUUUAGAGUACACCUGCAAAGUGUAAAGUUUAAUAACUGACAUCACACAAAGGCGUUUCCAUAUCAGUGGGAUUAAUAUGUUUUAACUUUUAGAAGGGUUCUGUAAGAAAGAUCAGUACAUUAGAUACUGUAGUAAACCUAUACUACACCACAAUUUAUGAAGUAAUAUUCUAGUAACAUUUUCUAUAAAACAAAAAUCUGUAAAUGAGAGUUGUAUAUCAUUAAGCUAAAAUAGAAUAGCUGACAUACAAACUUUAUUUAAGAAUCAUAAAAAAAAUGUAUGUUGACUGAGAAGUUAUAUUGAAAGCAGAAUGUUUUUAACUGUAGACCACACACUUCUGAGCAGUAUUUCACUGGAAGCCGAUGGAUAUCAGUCACUUAACAUUAUCAAAUGUGUUUAUUUCUUUUGCAGAUUCCAUCACUUUCAGUUUCAAGGCUUAAUGGAGUCAGAAAAUGGCACAGUGUCUGAAUACAGAUGGUGUUUUAGCAAGUCCUAUAUCACAGUAUUAGCUUGACUUUGUGAGAAUGUUUUGGUUGUGUAUUUGGUUGUAAAAGAAUUAAGCUAUUUUUGUAAUUGUUUAAAAAUGUAUAACGUGAAAUCUGGUCAACUAAACGUAGACUGAAGUAACCUU